Sphaerulina musiva SO2202 is the source of this 2551-nucleotide messenger RNA. Its product is annotated as phosphoinositide phosphatase. The transcript has 3 exons. The record is from RefSeq and is a predicted model, not a curated record. Gene Ontology annotation, biological process: phosphatidylinositol dephosphorylation. Gene Ontology annotation, molecular function: phosphatidylinositol-4-phosphate phosphatase activity. Gene Ontology annotation, cellular component: endoplasmic reticulum. The coding region runs from base 114 to 2204 and encodes 696 amino acids. NCBI's taxonomy places the organism in Eukaryota, Fungi, Ascomycota, Dothideomycetes, Mycosphaerellales, Mycosphaerellaceae.
UGCUGAUUUGCCACCCCUCCUGUCACCUCCAGCGAAUACUCGCACCUGGCUGACCUCGCCGCCAUUGCCAUCACGAGUACGAGAGGCUACCCGCCCGCGCGUUUGCCUUCGCCAUGAGUGCCACGCUGCCCUUCCGCGACAUCAAUGUACACGCGUCGUCAACCUACUACGCCUUUUCCUCGCCCUCUUCACCGAAUGCGCCAACCCUAGUGGUCGAUCGGCCAUCCGGAGACAUUCGUCUGCACGAUGGCAAAGUCACUGGAGGCCACCGCGUUUCCAGCAUCUCUGGCAUCCUCGGAAUCAUCAAGCUGCGAUUAGAUAGCUAUAUUAUAGUCAUCACCAAGUCGCAGGCCGAGGGCCGAUUGAAAGGACAUCAAAUUUACAAGGUCAUAUCCACGGAGUUCCUGCCAUUGCGUGAACGCCAAGUCCACGACCCGGACGAGGACACGUAUCUUGCCUACCUCAAGGCUCUUCUGAAGAAUGGACCCAUGUACUUCUCCUACUCCUUCGACCUCACCAACAGCUUCCAGCGACAAGCCCGCCUUGAUGCAAACGAGCCCCUGUGGCAACGUGCCGACGAUCGCUUCUUUUGGAAUCGUUUCAUCUCUACCUCUCUCAUCAAUCUGCGCCAGGGCAAGACAGCUAGCCGGGUGUCACCUGGCCCUCAGCCUGCCGCCGAUCCAUAUAUAUUGCCUGUCAUGUAUGGGAUGAUGCGCAUCACCAACACGUCCAUCAAAGGUAACCCCCUCACGUUUGUACUCGUCACUCGACGAUCACGAUUUCGCACGGGAACUCGGUACCUGUCCCGGGGCAUUGACGAAGACGGUCAUGUAUCCAACUACAACGAGACAGAACAAGCUGUUAUUCUCAAUGACACCCUAUCUGGCGGCAUGACCAGCUAUGCGGGAGAUCGUGGCGUCACUAGUGGAGCACCCGGGAGUGGCUCGGAGACGCAGGUAUUGUCUUAUGUCCAGACACGAGGCAGUGUGCCAGUUUACUGGGCUGAAAUCAACUCUCUCAAAUACACUCCCAAACUUCAGAUCCGCGGAGUCGAAACUGCUGUGAAUGCCGCAAAGAAGCAUUUUGAUGAACAAAUACAACUCUAUGGCGAGAACUACAUGGUAAAUUUGGUGAACCAGAAAGGCCGAGAAAUGCGGGUAAAGGAUGCCUAUGAACAACUUGUUAAGAUUCUCCAGUCAAACCCAACGGAGCACACAGAAGCAGAUCACAGAACUCGGGUGAAGUUUGAUGUAAUCGAGCCUGACGAUCAACGGAGCUGGUACGAUCACUUGCACUACGUCUAUUUCGACUUCCACAACGAGACCAAGGGCCUCAAGUGGCACCGAGCACAGCUUCUUCUGGACCAACUGGCCGACGGGCUGACUGCUGGCGGCUAUUUUCAUGGUAUCGAUCGACCGUCUGGGGGUGUUGAUGUCCGACGGAAGCAGACCGCGGUAGUGCGCACGAACUGUAUGGACUGUCUUGACAGGACAAACGUCGUGCAAUCCAUGCUUGGGCGAUGGACUCUCACACGAAUGCUGAUAGAUCUUGGCGUGUUGCGGCCUGGCGAGACUGCGCAAGACGACCAGACGUUCGAAGAUAUCUUCCGCAACGUAUGGGCAGACAAUGCCGAUGUGGUUUCCAAAACCUACUCCGGCACUGGCGCGCUCAAGACUGAUUUUACACGAACAGGAAACAGGACACGGGCAGGCAUGCUACAGGAUCUGAGGAACAGCUGUACACGAUAUGUGCGCAACAACUUUGCAGAUGGUCCUCGACAAGAUGCUUUUGAUCUCUUCUUGGGUCACUAUUCUCCCGACACCACUGGCAUUGGAUCACUGCAGCAGUUUGCAGACAGGAGACCCUUGGUCAUCCAAGCAGUCCCAUAUGUGCUCGGUUUCUGUGUCUUCUUCGUUGCCGUCAGUGUGAGCACCAAUCGGCUUCCCAACUCCACGGUGUGGCCUCUCCGACUAUUUACGCUGUUCAGUUUGGCUGUAGCAGGUUACUCGGGCCGCUUCAUGUGGAACCAUGGGACACUAUAUGUCAAUUGGCCGAAACUGAAUACACCUCAAUGGGCAGUCGAGGCUUACCAAGACACAUUGGAAAAGGUCACGAAAGAUCCCCUCUUGGGCGCUUUCAUUGCUGGGGGCAAUCGUGAUGCUCGUCUAGGCACAUUGGAAGAGGGCAAGAAGCGUCGCGAGUAAUGCAGGCACCAAGCAAUCAUCACAUGAGACCGUUGACUUUUUGAAAACAAACAUGAUAGAAGUACUGAUGUCGAGAUUUAGCACAACAGAACAGAACGGGAAACUAGCCGUAAGUCCAGAGUAAUCACGAUACAUUCAAAGUCAGUGCCAUCAUGGGAAUACAGUAUGGCAGCGACAUAAGUUGUUGGGUUCACAUCACCAGGGAACACCGCUCAUGGCUCGCGCAUGAACAUUGGCAAACUCCAAGGCGAAUUGCCUUGAGGUUGGAACUGCAAUGAAAUCAUGCCGAAACAACAAGUUCUCAGGCAAUGAAUUAAUUUUCUCAAUCUAUUCUCUAUUCAGCGUCG